Molecule: messenger RNA, 2720 nt
Organism: Leptopilina heterotoma
Lineage: Eukaryota; Metazoa; Arthropoda; Insecta; Hymenoptera; Figitidae
Product: proline-, glutamic acid- and leucine-rich protein 1
Exons: 4
Coding region: 583-2079 (498 amino acids)
Biological process (GO): rRNA processing
Cellular component (GO): nucleus
Source: RefSeq, a predicted model, not a curated record
UCACUGUAUUCCCUUCUCGUAUUCUUUCUUUCUCCGAUGGUUCUCCGGAUCAGUUCUCCUACUAACACUGUUCAGAAAUGUUAUCGUGGCGAACGUUACCUGCGUUAUUGAGACGCGUUUCUAUUUUCACCAAUUUUCGUUUCAUACAUUUUGUAUGCAAUUCGUUUUUGUACAACAUCUACUGUUAGAGUCUCUGAUAAACCGGAAGUGACACAAUUGAAAAUUAGUGUUGUGUGCAUAAUUAACUAGAAAUUAGUUCCAUAGUUCCCUCUGUUUGUAUCAAAGCAAACGCAUUGGAAUUGAAUUUUGUUUUUGUCCUGCAAUUUAUAUAAGCCUUUCCUCCCAACUAUUAAAAUUAUUAUUAUUAUUAUUAUUAUUAUUAUUAUUAUUAUUAUCAUCGAAUAAUUUGCAAACAACUAUUAAGAACGAUGGUAAUUUCUUAGUCUAAGCUUUGGUGAAAGAAUGUUUUACAUCUUGAGAAAACUGGAUAAUUUUUCUCAUAUUUUAAUGUUGUGGAUUAAUCAAGCAGGCGCUUGUUACAGUUUUGUGUUCAGCUCAAAUUGUGAAAAGUAGAUUUUAUCUAUGCACAGAAAAUGUGGAAAAAUAACUGAGACGUUCUGCAAUAAUGGAUCGAAUGGCGCUAUGAAUGCAAUGGGAGACGUUUCUGCAAAGCCUGUCGAGGAUGAAAUUUCUUGUUCGUUGCCUAAUGGUUCGUCUGGAAAGGAUUUUGGCCAACGAACCUUAAAGUCUCUUAAAAAUGGAUUGGGCAAAUUAUGGAAGAGGCAUCGUGGAAAUGCAUUAAUUACAGAGUAUGAUCCAUGCUACAAAGUCGCCUACCUGGGCAAUGUCUUGACGGGAUGGGCGAAAGGAGAAGGCUGCGUCGAGAAGCCUGUUUCAACAUUAUGGCGUAAUUAUGUGAGCAACAGUAGACCUGACGUUUUAAUGAGGUUAACGGUAACAAAUGGUGGUUUGACAGCCACAACCAAAGAUCAUGGACUGACAGAAUAUUGGGCUCAUAGAGUUACUUAUUGCAUAGCGCCAGACUUUUAUCCUCGUCUCUUUGUCUGGGUAUAUCGUCAUGAAGGGCGCAAACUAAGACCAGAAUUAAGAUGUCAUGCUGUUUUAUGCUCUAAGGUGUCAACUGCUCGAAGGUUAGCAUCAACCUUAAAUACCAGACUACAACAGGCUCUGCUGGAAUUUCGAAGGGAUAAGGUCUCCAGACAAAAUGCGAGAUUAUCUCUGGCAAAUGCAGCAUACGAAAAUCCUUCUUUACCACGAAGAAAAAUUCUUCUAAGCACUGGAGGUCAAAAUUAUAGACCGCCUAUGGAAAGAUCGAAAAGUGCUCCAAAAUUGUUUUCCAUUGAGGAAGAUACAAUUGCUGAAGAAAUUGAACAAAAGCGUUUAAUAGAAGAGCUAAGAUCUCUUCAUACUGCAGCGCAAAGUUGGCAAGACCAAGAAAGAUGGCGACUGUCUAAAAUUUUAGAUGUUCUGAAUAAGGGAUCCUCUGAUGAAAGCGUCAGCAUAUCGAGCGGAUGUGAAACCUCAAGUACAAUUAAUAGUGAUGAAAGAGCUUAUAGUUUACAAAACUCCCAUAUACAUAAUGAAAAUGACUUGAAAAAUAAAAGAAAUGUUUUUAUGGGUAACGAUGUUCUUAGAAUAAAUGCAGCUGUACAUAGAAGAAACUCUGACGGUUCUCCAAAUUUUAUAACAUGUUCGAAUAGCCCAUCGUUUGAUAGAGAGUCCGAGAAUAGAAAAAGUUUUUACUCUAGGAGUGAGGGAGAAGAAUCAAUGGAAGAAGAAGAGGAGGAAGAAACAGAAAUUGCUCGACAAAAUUCUCAUGUCUUUGAAUUUGAAGAUGUUGAAGACUUUGAUGAGAUAGUUGACUACAGGCCUCGAGGAGAGAGCUCCAGACCUAUACAAAAUUUGCAGAAACCUAAACUUGGUGCAGAGAACUUCUCUGAAAGUAUAUAUAAAGAGAUUCGGGAUAGAGAAGAUAUGUUCUUUAUUUUAGAUGCUUUAGACGAAGAAGUUGAUAGUGAUGAAAGUGGUUAUGUUGAAGCUCCACCAAAAAUCAAAUAAUGAAAGUGCUAAUCACGAAUACAAGAAAUUAUCACAAGCGCGGGGAAAUAUCUACUUGCAAUACUCAAAUAACACAACAUUUGUCAACAAUAUUGCUUUAAUAUCUCAUGGAAUACUGCAAAUACGGUUCGGCUGUAUUGAGGCAAUAUUCGCAAUAUUAAUGCAGUAUUGCUGACAUAUAUUUUGAUAUUUGGGCAGUAAGAAACAUUUUUUUAAUAAAGAAUUUCACAGUCAAAUUAUCUCAAUGCUGUGCAAAAAUCAUAGCAUUAAUAAAUAAAUUAACAGAAAUUUCCAACAAUAACCGUUGUGGCUUUGAAGAUAUUUAGUACUCAAAAAAGUUCUAACACAUAUUUUUAUACUUGAUAGUUCAUUUUCAGGGGCAGCAACUAUAUAUGAAAGUUCAGUGGCAAUCAAUUAGCUGUAGCGAGAAAAUAAAAAAUGCAGGGAUGAAAACUUUUGGUUAAUGCAUGAUUUUUUCACGAAAAUGUUGUAUCCAAUCGUUUACACAAUUUAUUAUUGUUAUGACUAUGGAUAAAAAGAGACAUUUACUCUUCAUAGAAUUGUUUAUUUAUUUUUUAUUAGGGUUACGGAAAGUAAUGUUUCAUUUAAUUGUAAAUAAAGUAAACUGUUUUCUCCAUAAA